UAAAAAUUUAGAGAGAGAAAAAAGUGGGCCUUUUUAUUUUUUUAUAUUUUUUUUGGUUUUUACUAAUUUUCUCAAUGCUUCAAUGGUUGAAUUAGAAUAGAAAGAAAACCCAAAUGAUUUUGUGAAUUCUUUUUACUUUUUUUUUUCAUUGAUGGGGUUUUGAUUGAAGCUAUGAUCUCUGCGAACCCAAAAGAGCGAUCGAUCUUCGAUGCAGUGAUUAUUGGAUUGGUUUGGAUUUGAAUUUGAUUGGUGACCGUUUGAUUUAGUGGGGGAGAGCACAAUGAACGGUGGUGAUGAGGUCGUCGCAGCUCCGGUGGACCCACCUCAGCCUCUGGAGUGGAAAUUCUCUCAGGUUUUUGGAGAACGCACCGCAGGUGAAGAAGUUCAGGAAGUUGAUAUAAUUUCAGCAAUCGAAUUUGACAAAACGGGUGACCAUCUUGCUACUGGUGACCGUGGGGGCCGGGUGGUACUCUUUGAGAGGACAGAUACAAAAGAUCAUGGUGGCUCUAGAAGGGAUUUGGAGAGGUUGGAUUAUCCAAUUGGUAGGCAUCCUGAGUUCCGUUAUAAAACAGAGUUUCAGAGCCAUGAACCUGAGUUUGACUAUCUCAAGAGCUUGGAAAUUGAGGAGAAAAUCAACAAAAUUAGAUGGUGUCAAACAGCCAACGGGGCUUUAUUUCUUCUUUCCACAAAUGACAAAACAAUUAAAUUUUGGAAGGUCCAAGAAAAGAAGAUCAAGAAAAUUUCUGACAUGAAUUUGGACUCUUCAAAAGCUGUUGGAAAUUGCAGUGUUGCUAGUUCGAGCAAUUCAAUUAGCCCUAGACCGUACCUUGCAAAUGGAGGAUGCCCAGACAGAUCAUACAGUUCUCUGAGCAAUGAGCUCUCAUUCCCACCUGGGGGCAUUCCUUCACUACGUUUACCCAUGGUAGUUGUAGCUAGCCAUGAAACCAGUCUUGUAGCUAGAUGUCGAAGGGUAUAUGCUCAUGCUCAUGAUUAUCAUAUCAAUUCCAUUUCAAAUAACAGUGAUGGUGAAACUUUUAUAUCUGCGGAUGAUCUUCGAAUAAAUCUUUGGAACUUGGAAAUUAGCAAUCAGAGUUUUAAUAUUGUGGAUGUGAAGCCUGCAAACAUGGAGGAUCUGACUGAGGUGAUAACUUCAGCAGAAUUCCACCCUAGCCAUUGCAAUAUGUUAGGAUAUAGCAGCUCCAAAGGUUCAAUCCGCCUUAUUGAUUUGCGGCAAUCAGCUUUAUGUGAUUCUCAUGCCAAAUUGUUUGAGGAACCAGAGCCACCUGGUACUAGAUCAUUUUUCACCGAGAUAAUUGCUUCAAUCUCAGAUAUUAAGUUUGGAAAGGAUGGAAGAUAUAUACUUAGUCGUGAUUACAUGACUCUUAAGUUAUGGGACAUUAAUAUGGAUUCAGGUCCAGUUUCGACCUUCCAGGUUCAUGAAUAUUUAAGACCAAAGCUGUGUGAUUUAUAUGAAAAUGAUUCAAUCUUUGAUAAAUUCGAGUGUUGUCUGAGCGGCGAUGGAUUACGAGUAGCUACAGGUUCUUACAGCAAUUUAUUCCGUGUGUUUGGUUCCUCCCCUGGAAGUACUGAGGCAACAACUUUGGAAGCCAGCAAAAAUCCUAUGAGGCGACAAGUUCAGACCCCUUCAAGGCCUUCCAGAUCCUUGAGCAGUAGUUUAACAAGAGUUGUCAGACGAGGAGCAGAAAGCCCUGGGGUUGAUGCAAAUGGAAAUUCAUUUGAUUUUACAACUAAGUUGCUGCACCUAGCAUGGCACCCAAGUGAAAAAUCAAUUGCCUGUGCUGCUGCCAACAGCUUGUACAUGUACUAUGCAUAAAAAUGGUCCAAGAAGAAAUGUAAUUUGCUUGAUUAACUGCUUUUUGGUUGCUGUUGGAGAAGGCUCCUCGCCUUUCCCACGACCAGUCCGUUGGAGGCUACAUCAAAUUCUCACAAAUUCAAGUGCCCCGUAAAAUCUGUAGCAUGUGCUUUAAACAUCGAAGUUCAGAAGUGGCUGCCAGAAUCCAUGAGGAAGCAACCUGAUUUUGUUCCCGGGUGGGCAGUGUUUCUUUUUACUUCCUCCUCCCAACCUCCAAAAUUUCUUUGUUUUUCUUUUAUCACCAUCUUUUUUCUUUUUCUUUUUUUCCGUAUCUUCUUCUGAAAGGGAAGAUGCAGUUAUGUUCUAAAUUUGCGUUGGGUUGAAGUCAAGAAAGAAAAAUGUGAUUGUAGCUCUCCUACAACAAACACUAAAGGAUGUUCAAUAUUUGCCACUAGGUUUAAGAUAAAAAUGUAGCUUUUACUCAGAAAUCUUGCUGGGAUGGAGAUGUUGAAACUUGCAGUGCGUCAAUUUUUUUAUUGAUUCUUUGUCGUGGUUUAAAUUUCAUUGAGGCUGUUUAAGUCUAGUACUUAUUUGUAGCUUUCAAUUUCAGUAUCAGUAAAGAAAAAGCAAUAAUGGUGUUAGA
Messenger RNA from Quercus lobata, 2456 nucleotides. RefSeq names its product serine/threonine protein phosphatase 2A 55 kDa regulatory subunit B beta isoform-like. The record is from RefSeq and is a predicted model, not a curated record. Lineage: Eukaryota; Viridiplantae; Streptophyta; Magnoliopsida; Fagales; Fagaceae. The transcript is spliced from 14 exons. Gene Ontology annotation, cellular component: protein phosphatase type 2A complex. Gene Ontology annotation, molecular function: protein binding; protein phosphatase regulator activity. Bases 281 to 1834 code for a protein of 517 amino acids.